UGUAUGAUGUAUGUUGUUUUUCAAACAAGCCAAAACAUUUGUUUUGUUGUUGACACAAAUACAUUGUUUUGUCCUGAGUUGCUUCAUGUCUUUUGUCAUGACACACAUGAACCCAUCCCUCUUAUGUGGAAAUCAAUGCCUGUCACUCUAGGACAAUGUCUAUUUUUAAUGUUUUUGUUUAUUUUCUAGGAUUAUUAUGAUAAAUGUCCAAUGUUUCAGCCUGAUUCCGCCCACCUAUUGCUCUCAGAUCAGUUUUCGCUGAGAUUAUAGUCUUGAAAUCCCAUUCACAAGAUGAAUCACUCUGAACUCUGAAUCAGCCACCAGUGGGGGUGGCUAAGUACAAUGAUGUUGAGGUGAAGCGUCUGUUUCAACUAUUAAGGGCAGACGUAGCACACAAAGCAAUACAGACCGUAGUAGAGAGAGAGGCGAGGAGGGGAGAAGAGAGGAGAGGGGGAGAGAGGGAGAGGGAAAGACACAAAGCAACACAUACCGUAGUAGCAACACUAGAAUUGAGGUCAGAGCAAGAAGAAUGUGUGAAUUUAUUCAUCAAGGGCAAAGACAUUGUGUCCUUCCUGCCAUGGGGGUUGGUUAUUUGGGUUGUCUAUAGGUAUAUGUACAUGUGUAGCUUAUAGAUGUAUUACAGGGUGCACUGUAUGGUGCGAUAUAGUCUUAUGUAUGACUCUAUAGUGUGUAGUCAUCAAAGUCGUCCAGCGAGAGAAGAGAGAAAGAUAAGAUCAGCUGAAUUUAAAAAAAAACUUGGAACAGCGUGGUAUUAACUUGGGUCAUAAAAUCCACAUUUAAGUUACGGCUGACGGUUGACUUCCUGUGUGGUAAGGAGUAUUUCCCCUCAGAUCUUGCAACAGGGACAACGUAAAAGGUUAUGACACAGACUUUGUAACACAUGUCCUUUCACGCAGAGGACUGUACGCAGUGACAGCCAACAGACACCCAACAGAACUGUGUUCUUCCCAUACAGGCAACUUCAGAGAUAAUCAGCCUCUAAGAAAACUAUCAAUAUGGACUUCUUUAACGCCACCGCUGACCCAACCAUGCUAUCCCAUUACCUGCAACCCUCUCUCUCUCCCUCCUCUUCCCCGGGCCUCUCCGUCUCGCACCAGGUGGGCAUCAGCAUCCUGACCAUAGCCCUGGUGGUGGGUUUCCCUGGCAACCUCUUCGUGGUGUGGUCGGUGCUGUGCCGCGUGCGCCGGCGCUCCGUCACCUGCCUGCUGGUGUUCAACCUGGCGUUGGCCGACGUGCUGGUCCUGCUGACCGCGCCGCUCUUUCUGCGCUUCCUGACGGCGGGCGUGCAGGGCUGGGAGUUUGGCACCGCCACGUGCAAGAUCGUGCACUACCUCUGCGCCGUCAACAUGUACACCUCCAUCUACCUGAUCACCCUGAUGAGCGCCGACCGCUGGCUGGCCACCAGCAGGCCCUUCGUGGCACAGCGGCUGCGCACCAAGCGGGCACUACUUUCCAUCAUUCUGGCAUUUUGGGUGCUGGCCUUCAUUCUGGCACUGCCUAUGCCUUUCUACCGCAGCAACCUGCAGCUCUUCCGACACAAGAACAUCACCUCCUUCUUCUGCAUUCCUCACCACUGGGGCAGCGUAGACCAUCAGGUGUUCCAGUACCUGGUGGAGACGUUCAUGGGCUUCCUGCUGCCCUUCAGCCUCAUCGCCGGCUGCUACGCCUCCGUCUUCCGCCGCCUGCGCACGGCCAUGUUCAAGCGUCGCGGGCGGGGCAGCUUCCUCAUCCUCGCCAUCCUCGCCGCCUUCGCCCUCUUCUGGCUGCCGUACCACAUCGUCAACAUCCUGCAGGUGAUCGGACUGCUGACAGACACCGAGUGGGCGAUUGAUGCGGCGAAGGUGGCGCGUCCCAACGUGACGGCGUUUGCGUUCCUGAGCAGCAGCGUGAAUCCCGUGCUCUACGUGUUCGCUGGCAGCUCGCACAUUCGCAACGCGGGCCUGGGCUUCAUGGCGAAGAUGUUUGAGGGCACCUACUCCGACGCUCAGUCGCGCAGCACACGCACCAGCCGCAGCUCCGUGCCCGACGACACGUCCAUCUUCCGCAAGAUCACUCAAAAGAUGAGUGUGCGAGGAGGAGGAGUAGGAGGAGGAGGAGAGAGUGUGGCGGGUGGGGAGGAGGACACGAGGAAGACAGCCGAGCUGAAAAAUCUCAUGACAGUCGCAGAAUAAAAGGGAGAGGGAGUGUUUGUGUGUGUGAGGGAGAGAGAGAGAGAGACAGAGAAGGAGAGGAAGUGUGCGUUUGUGUGUGAGUGAGUGAGAGAGUGAGAUAGAGGGAGAGUGAGUGUUUGUGUGUGUCUGUGUGUGGGGCGGGCAGUGUGCAAAUAUGCUAAUAUUGCAAAAAAAAAAUUGCAAAUCUUUGGAGAGUGAUUUUUUUUCUCUGGUUGAUUAUGUGUUGCGGUGUACUGUUUCUUCAUAUCCUUGUCUUGUGUAAGUUGUAUCAUUAUUAAAUGCUCUUGAUAGGA
Clupea harengus (Atlantic herring) is the source of this 2485-nucleotide messenger RNA. Its product is annotated as leukotriene B4 receptor 1-like. Lineage: Eukaryota; Metazoa; Chordata; Actinopteri; Clupeiformes; Clupeidae. The record is from RefSeq and is a predicted model, not a curated record. Gene Ontology annotation, molecular function: leukotriene receptor activity; complement receptor activity. Gene Ontology annotation, cellular component: plasma membrane. Gene Ontology annotation, biological process: phospholipase C-activating G protein-coupled receptor signaling pathway; positive regulation of cytosolic calcium ion concentration; complement receptor mediated signaling pathway.